UUAAACAGAAAACAGCUGUUUCAACCACGUCCUCGAUUCCACGAAGACGAUAGCCAUUGGGCUAAAGUGUGACCAUCUUGUUUUUUACGGGAAUGUGGGAUUGUGAAUUGAAACAAAAGUACACGCUUGUAUCUUGAGAUCGUCUUAGGACAGUUGAGUUAUGGCCGCUUUAGACCACGGAAUAUUAUUGGUGUGUAGAACAGUGCCUGGUUCACGUUUUCGAUCGUCUGUACUGGCAUGUGAGCACAAUUACACAUGGCAUUUGAACGCCGAUAGAUUUUAUCGUUGUUCAGAAACGAAACGUGGAUGCUCAGCAAAGAUUUAUGUUUUAGAAGACGGUACUUACUGGAUGACAAAUGGGCACAAUGGCCACUUAAAUAAGGAACAUGAAAUCAAGUUGAACGCGGUGAAACGUGAAAUGUGUAUCCGUGCUAGCAAUAGCAGAGUACCUUUCAGAUUAAUUUUUGAUGAAGUUAGAGAAAUUUACCCUGACGUUGUAAUCGGAUAUAAUGGUAACAUUCAACGAUCCAUGCAGCGUGCAAGGAGUUCAGCGCAGCCUAGAAAUCCGAGAACACUGGAUGAAGUGGAGGCAUUAUUGGUUGCUACACCACUUUACAAUCGAACAAGAGAUGGCAAUUCACAAUUCUACCAUGGAAGGGUAUCUACUGCUACUGGUACUGCACUCAUAUUUAUUAGCCUUUCCAUGCUACCGGUAUUGUGUACAUCGCAGGAAGUGGCAUGUGAUGCUACUUUUGCAACUUUACCCUUGUUGUUUUCGCAAAUGUUCACCGUGCAUGUUUCAGCUUACACAUAUAUGUUUCCAUUAGCUUACGCCCUGAUGACAGAAAAAACGGAAGCGUUAUACACUUUAGUGCUGGGACGUAUAAUUGAAGUUUUAAAUGCACUAACAGGUGGAGUUCCCGCAACUAUAAUAUCUAUGAUAGCAGAUUUCGAAUAUGCGAUAUUAAAUGCGAUGGAAACCACAUUUCCAGCAGGCCAUUCUAGGGGAUGUUGGUAUCAUUUUGGACAGGCGAUCUAUAGGAAAGUUUGUGAUGAGGGAUUAAAACAAGCCUAUGAUGAAAGGCCCAAUGUGCAAAAGCUAAUAAAAAUGUUGAUUGCACUUGCUCUUCUACCCGUGAAUCAAGUUGAUGCUGGAUUCUUGCAUAUCAGGCAACAGUCUCUGAUCUUACUUGCAGAAGAAACGCCUCAGGUGCGACAAGCUAUGCAUAUCAUUUUCGAAUAUAUGCAAACCUAUUGGUUGGAUACUGUUACACCGGAGCGUUUUUGCGUUCAGGGACAUUCACGUCGAACAAACAACGAGGUAGAAUCGUUCCAUCGCUGGUUCAACGCACGAUGUGGGAAAUAUCACCAGAACUUUUGGACUUUCUUAGAGUACUUACAAAAAAUUGAAUCUUUAACAUUGAAAGAUUUUGAUAUUGCAAGAGCAGGAGGUCAAAUUCGACGAGAUCAGGGUGUGACGCAACGCCAAAAAGAUGAGAGAAUCCGGCAUUUUGGUCGACAGCUUGCUAAUGGGCAAAUGCCACUUGGUCAGUAUUUGGAAAUGUGUUCAUCGUUUUUCGAACCUGCACUACCACCUCCUGCAAUACUUAUUCCACUUGUACCUGCGCUGCCUGUGCAUUUGGGUUCCGACGAGGAUCACAUCAAUUCAGACAACUCUUCGAAUGAAGAAGAAAAUUACGCUGGUCAUGCUGGUGGUGUUCAUGGAAGGGGUCGAGCACCAAGAAGACGUCAAGUGAAUCGCGAAGCUCAAAGGGUGCGAAGAGGAGUAAGAAGACAUGGAGGAGUCAGAGUAGUUGGAGAAAUUAUAGAAGCACAAGUAGACGAAGCGGAACUGCGGCGAGCCCGUUUUCUACUGUUACAGGAAAUGGGCAGAGAAUUCACUAUGCCACAGGCAGCCGAAAUAUUGCAAGCGGCUGCUGUAUUGAAUUGAAUGCUGUGUGCAGUAUUUGUGUAACAUAUCAUGUUUCAAUACACUUCUGCUAUCUGGACUGAA
This is a messenger RNA of Daphnia pulex (common water flea), 2014 nucleotides long. RefSeq lists its product as uncharacterized. The record is from RefSeq and is a predicted model, not a curated record. The transcript has 10 exons. The coding region runs from base 161 to 1951 and encodes 596 amino acids. NCBI's taxonomy places the organism in Eukaryota, Metazoa, Arthropoda, Branchiopoda, Diplostraca, Daphniidae.